Molecule: messenger RNA, 408 nt
Organism: Magnusiomyces paraingens
Lineage: Eukaryota; Fungi; Ascomycota; Dipodascomycetes; Dipodascales; Dipodascaceae
Exons: 1
Coding region: 1-408 (135 amino acids)
Source: RefSeq, a predicted model, not a curated record
AUGUCCCAACCACCACCAGCUCAAAACACAACGGUUCGUCAUUCUAGCCCCAGGGUUCCAGAUAUGAUUAUCAAUGGAUGUCUUUUUUCGAUCUUUUCUUUAGAAACGCCAUCACAACGUGCUGAGAGACUUAGAAUUCAAGCCCGCGAUAAUAAGAGAGCUUCACGGAAGAGAAAGGCUGCCAUAGGUACAUCAACGUUUCAGAAAAUCUCUAAAAACUCUCCAAGCUCUGUAACCCAAACUUCAAAUCUAAUGAGUCCCAGUGUUCAAAGCCGUGAAAUUCCAUCUUCACAAGUUACAUCAACUGUUUCUGCUCCUACAACUCCUUCCACGACAACAAACAGUGCUCUUGAAUCUUCUUCCACAACAAAAAAUGUCUCUCCUGCACCCUCUGACACACCACUAUAG